Messenger RNA from Ruditapes philippinarum (Manila clam), 711 nucleotides. Its product is annotated as complement C1q-like protein 4. The record is from RefSeq and is a predicted model, not a curated record. The transcript is spliced from 2 exons. NCBI's taxonomy places the organism in Eukaryota, Metazoa, Mollusca, Bivalvia, Venerida, Veneridae. Bases 63 to 668 code for a protein of 201 amino acids. Gene Ontology annotation, molecular function: protein binding.
UGAUUAUUUUGUCUGCUCCCAUUUCGUAAUUGUCAACUGACAAUUUAAGUUUAAAUGUCAAAAUGUUAAGGUAUUUGAUACUAGCAAUAGCCACGUCUUGUUUCCAAUAUGGAUCACUGGCAGCAGAUGUUGACCAGCUUCAACAGGAGGUCAAUAGUUUGAAGUCCCAGAUGGGCCAGUUACAACAAACCAUACAGCAAAUGCAAACACAGCUCAAUGCAUCAUCUGCGCUCGUUCAUUCUGUACCACACGCACAACCAAUUGCUUUCACUGCACACCUGUCCAAAACAAUCGUAAGCAUUCAAGAACACCACCAUGUUAGCUUUGACAACGUCAUCACAAAUAUAGGUGGAGCGUAUAAUAAAGAAACCGGUCAUUUUGUGGCACCCGUGUUCGGAACAUACGCCUUUUUUGUUACUGCAACAAAUACGCCUGGUCACUCAACAUCAUUGACUUUGAUGAAAAACGGCCAAUGGCAAUCGGUAACAUUGGCACAUGGAACAGCUUCUACUCCAUCGCAGUGGGAAACCAGCACGAUGUGUGCUAUGUUGUUGCUUAAUGAGGGUGACGAGGUUUGGGUUCAAAAUGAAUCUAAGUUCUCAACAACAGAAGAUCUUGAUGGAUACAAUUAUUCAUCCUACUCUGGUUUUCUAAUACAACGUCUGUAAUUGUACGAUUAAAUUUGGAAGUAAAGAGUUACAAAAUGUACAA